AAUAUCGGUCAAACCUCGGAAUGCAAAACCAUGAAAAUCUCACUUACAACUCCAAAUAAAUCAUUUGAACAACAAUACUAAAAUUCAGGAGGAAACAACAAAUUCCCAUCCAACAAUUCCUUAACCAAUCACACACACACACACACACAAUAAAAACGUGCAUAAAAAACUCCCCCUCUCCCACUUUAUAGUUUCCAACUAAAAACAUAAAUAAAUAAAAUAAAAAAAUAAAUAAUAAAAAAAAUAAACUAAAAAAAAAAAAGAAAUCUUUAAUUUGAUCCAAGAACCGGAUCAUUCAAAAAUGGCUCAAAUGAAUCAGAGAGAUUUCGACAAUAGGGAAAGCGAGAGGAGGAGCAGCGGCGGCUCGUUCAAGUUCAAUGUGGCGGCGCCGGAGUUUGUUCCGACGGUGUCCCAGACGGCGGCGCCGCCGCCUGUUCCGGCGCAGGUGCCCAUAACGGGAUACUUCUACCCGUGCUUUCAGUCGAUCGACGGAGGGAGUGGGAGUUGGAUUUACGUCGCCGAUCAAGAAAUUGCGAUCCCUUUAAUCCAAUCCAAGAUUAAUGCUAAAGUGGGCCCCGCCCAGAUCGCGGCGGCUGCCGCCGCCGCCACCGUGCACCACCACCAUAACAACAAUCAGCCGCCCAAGGAAAUUGCCCUAGCUGAUGAGCUUAAGCAGAAGAUCAUCAAACAGGCAGAAUACAUGUUUAGUGAUAUGAGCAUGCUGGCAAAUGAGACACUUGCAAAGCACGUGAGUAAAGAUCCUGAAGGCUAUGUGCCGAUUAAUUUUGUUUCGACUUUGAAGAAACUGAAAUCGCUCAACGUGAAUAAUCAAAUGGUGGCGCAGGCUCUUCGCUCGUCUUCGAAACUGGUUGUAAGCAAUGAUGGCAAGAAAGUGAAACGCAAACACCCCUUCACCGAAAAAGAGAAGGAGGAGCUGCAGUUGCGAACUGUUAUAGCGGAGAAUCUACCGGACGAUCACUCUCAUCAGAAAAUCGAGAAAAUGUUUAAUGUCGUUGGAAGUAUCAAGUCGAUCCGUAUAUGCCAACCACAAGAACACAAUUCUUCUCGAUCUUCUAAAGGCGAUAUCGUUGUUAGUAAUAAGUUGCAUGCUCUUGUCGAGUAUGAGAACCAUGAAACGGCAGAGAGAGCGGCGGAGAAAUUAAACGAUGAAAGAAACUGGCGAAAAGGGAUGCGAGUGAGGCUUAUGCUCAAGCGUUCGCCCAAGUCCGUCCUUAAGAACCGAAAGUCGGAAUUCGAAGUGUGUUUAGACGACGACCAUCAUCACGCGCACGAGGAUGGAUCUCGGCUUAGCAGCUCAGAAAAUGAGGGCGACGACAAUCCAUCGGCAUUGAAGAGAAGUUGGUCAAGAAACCGAGGGAAAGCUACAAAGACUCAGCGCCCUCAGCUUCAAGGCACACGAAGCUUGCCUACCCCGUCAUCGCACGCUGGAAGCUCCUUUGCGGGCCAGCCCGUUAAGGGGCCCAGAAUGCCUGACGGGACCCGCGGGUUCACUAUGGGCCGAGGGAAGCCAAUUGCUAUUCCGGUUCAAUCCAGUUAAAACGAAAAACUUUAACAUUAGAAACAAAAACAAAACAAAAAGGAAUGGCAAAUAUUUUUUAUAUUUCCAUCCUAGACAUAAAAUAGUGUGGAAAUUAAACUAUUUUAUGGGAUUUGUUUGUGUUUUUUUUCUUCAUUUUUUCGGGACUCUGCGGAGGAUGGAUUAAAAUAGUGUACAUCAAUAUAGCGAUCGUGUUUUUUCGACAGAGUCGUCGGAGGUUAUUUGUAAUCGAUUCUACGGCCAAUGUGGUCGGUGAUUUUUAUUUUUUAUUAUUUAUUUAUUUUUAUUUUUUUGAGGGUGGGGGGUUUAGAAAGUAGAGUUUAUAAGAAUAGAAGAUUUAUGAGAUUUUUGUAUGUUGAAUUCUCAUGCAAGAGUCAUGAUGAAUCUUCAAUUAUUAUUUUUAAAGUUAAAUGUAUCUUCAUCUCUUUUGAAUUCUGCAGUGAGAAACUUAUUUUGUUUAUUCUUGAUUUUAAGAAUUCGUUUUAUUUAUAUUAAAUAGUUUUAGAUCGUGCAAUGCAAUUAAAUUUGAAAUACAAUGAUAAGAAUAAAAGUAAUUCUUUUACUACUUUAAAAGUAUUUAAAUCUAUUUAAAAUCAAGUAAUUGUUUUACUACUUUAAAGGUAUUUAAAAUCUUAUUACAUAUUAGUGGUAAUGAAAUAGUGAUUUUAAAAUUAUUUUACUAAUUUCAAAUACUUAUAGGGUCGCGUUCUGUUACAGGUUCGGUUGACAAGAUUCAUACUUACUUAAACCUGCUAUAAAAAUUAAAGUUCAAAAAUUAAAUGUUACUAUUUUAUUAAAUUAGUAGCAUCCCUCACGGAGAUUAAUUUAGUAGUGGGUAACUAAACAAGUAAAAGACAAUUUUAUGAUUCAAACCACAUAUUAAUUUUGUUAAAUAAAAGAUCUUAUAGACAAAUCUCGUAUAAUACUAGAAUCUAACAAAUUUAAUACAAAAUCUAAUACAAUGAACCGAACGUCUUACUAACUAAAUAA
This is a messenger RNA of Erythranthe guttata (spotted monkey flower), 2548 nucleotides long. RefSeq names its product RNA-binding protein (gene LARP6C). The record is from RefSeq and is a predicted model, not a curated record. Gene Ontology annotation, molecular function: RNA binding. NCBI's taxonomy places the organism in Eukaryota, Viridiplantae, Streptophyta, Magnoliopsida, Lamiales, Phrymaceae. Gene Ontology annotation, cellular component: nucleus; ribonucleoprotein complex. Gene Ontology annotation, biological process: RNA processing.